Molecule: messenger RNA, 2481 nt
Organism: Scatophagus argus
Lineage: Eukaryota; Metazoa; Chordata; Actinopteri; Scatophagidae
Gene: taf1a
Product: TATA box binding protein (TBP)-associated factor, RNA polymerase I, A
Exons: 11
Coding region: 361-1647 (428 amino acids)
Biological process (GO): transcription by RNA polymerase I
Cellular component (GO): RNA polymerase I transcription regulator complex
Source: RefSeq, a predicted model, not a curated record
CCACAGCAACCAAUAGCCAUACAGCUUUUCUCUCUAUUUCCUUAGCUGCUGUAGCCUAUUGAAAGCGUUUUGAGAGAUCUUAACAUGUGGAAGUAACAUUAAUAAAACAAUACUCAAGGCACGACACGGCCCUUGAUCUCUUUGUUUUAAAAAACAGAUUCGUUUCACUUGAACGUUAGCUCCCCGAUGCAUGUUAGCUUAGAGGCAAAUUUAGCAUCGGCACGUUGUUUACCUCCAGAAGCAUGUGAGUGGCGUUAGUGCUCAGCAAAUCACCAGGUAGGAGGUGGAAGUCAUACAUCGAGCAUCAGAAGAAGUGGUAAAAGUCAGUUGUAUUAGCUGUGUCUAACUGUUGUGUCGAUUAUGGAUGAUUUGGAAAGAGAGCUAGGGCUUCCUCAAGACUUAGAGCAUGACGAUGAUUCCUCAGAUGACAAUUCCACAGUGGAAAAGAAAAAGUCAAAGCUCCCUCUGAGUAAUCGCAUGACUGAAGAGACACCUAGGGAGACUGGAUUUCACCAGACUACAAGAAUCUGUUUGGAGCACAUCAGAGAAGCCCUGCUGCAUCACAAAUGGCAAGAAGCAGCAGAAUAUAUGGCAUGUUACCCACAAAUGUUAGAAGACUCGACCAAUGGCACUGCUCAACAAUAUAAAGAGCUUAUUUGGAGGAUCAGUACUGAGAUUCUUCACCAUCACCCUAACUCAAAGAUCGACGACUACAACAACGUCUAUGAACGAAUGAAGCACACAGGAGUUAGACAUUACCUGAUGAUCUGUCUGGAGCAUUCAUUUCACCUGCUGCUUAAUGGGCACAUGGAGGAUGCAAAGCGUCAACUGUCUGUUGCUGAAAGUUGGAGGCAUGGGAAGGAGUCAGCAGCUCAGCAUCAGUGGACUAAACUGAUUCAGGCCUAUCGGAGUUUGCUGGAUUAUAUCAUCUGGUGUGACAAAAAGUUCACACACUGCAACAGUGAUGAUCCGGACUCUGGCGACAGCAAAGACAUGCACAACUACUUCAGACAGGCUUCUGUGAAUCUAAAGGAGAUUUUGAAAAACCCUGGUGUCUGGGAUCCCUUCAUACUGAGUUACGUUGAGAUGCUAGAAUUCUAUGAAGGUCACGAGGAGGCUUUAAAAGUCCUGAAUGACUACGCAUAUGACAACACUUUUCCACCCAAUCCCAACGCACAUGUUUAUCUGUACCAGUACUUAAAGCGGCACGACCCUUCAGAGAGGAAGCUGAUGAAAGUAUUGAAGAGUCUCCAUGCAUUAGUCCCAAGCCAUGAGCUGAUGCUGGAGUACAGUUCUCUCCUGCUUCACUCAGUAAAAAACACUGACAUCCAGAAAGCUUUAGGAGUUGUUCUGGAAAUGCUGGACUUUGCCUGCUGGAGGAGCAACCUCGACGUGUGGAAGCGUCUUAAAGCCAUUAUUCAAAAAUUACAGUUACACAGAGAAGACUGGAAGGACAUUGUCUCCAGAAAAAUGGCUGAAAGAAAAGUCUGGUGGCCUGCGCUGCACUUCACGAGCUUCCAUGCCAGUAAAGACUCUGAGUCAAACCCAGAGCUUAUGGAAGUGAAGGCAUCACUGACAGAAAUCCUUUGUCCGGACCUGAUGCUUAACUACGCAGCCGAACAGGUAACCAGUGCAGCGCGGACUUGAGAGAGAACAUCACGGUGUGUCUUCAAAAUUUGCAAUGAAGAACAGGGAUGAAAUGCUGCUGGGUAGCAGCUGAAAACUUCCCAACAGAGGAGUCUUGAUGAAGACCAAAACUCAUAAAUGCACUUUAUAUAUUAUAUUACAUAUUUUUCUGUUCUUUAUAGCAUUGUUUGUUUUUGCUUGGUAAACUGCACCUUGAGCUUUAUUAAUAAGGUACAGGCUGGAUUGUCCACCAUGUGGAGCUGUUGUUCUGCAGUUUGUCCAGUGAGUGUUUGAAGGGUAUGGAUUUGUUUCUAAUUUUUGACAGGAACUGAUUGUUGAUAUUGGCUUCAUGGUUUCUGUAAACAUUUUAAUGGAAACGGAGUCUCCUGCUGUCCUCAGCUAAUCUUUGACCGCCAUAUGGUCACAAGUGAGCGUAUACAGCACACAGCCCGAGGGAUUUCUCUCGGUUUCAUGUCAGAAUAAUCGACGUGGACCUUUCAGCAACAUGACGUGCAGAAGUCUGAAAAUUUGAAACACUGAAAUGUGUUUCUUUGUGUUGGUGCUUUUCUUAAAUGUGAGAGCUGUCUUCAGUGAGACGUCAAAAUUGAUUUGUGGUCACUUUUUAUAUGUGCUCAUAUUUUGCACAUGUUCUAUAUCCAUCAAUGUCAAGCUUGAUUUUCUCAAAGUUUUCAAAUUGCACCCACCUUGUAGCUUUUGUAUUUUGAUGUCAUGUAUUAAUGUUCAGUAAAAAAUAGACCUAAUUGUCAUAACAAUGUUUCAGAAUCCUGACCUUUUAACAAUGUGCUUAUUCUCCCUUAGACUGAACCAUGAAAUUAAAUCUUGCAUCUUGCCGCA